ACUUCUCUCUCUCUCCUUCUUUCUCUCUCUAAAGCAAAUUCCCCAUCAGCAUCUUUGACUCUUGAAGCCCUGAUCAUAAUAUAAUAGUCCAAAGCUAGUUUUGCAAAUCAAUGGCGAUCUUGGCUCCAAUAUUUCAUCUGCUUUCUGCUCUUGUUGUAAUUCUACUGUCUUGGCCUUUGACACCAAUUACAAAUGCAAACGUAGAAGGAGAUGCUCUUUACGCAUUAAGAAGGGCAAUGAAGGACCCAAAUAACGUUUUGGAGAGCUGGGAUCCAACUUUGGUUGAUCCUUGUACUUGGUUCCAUGUUACCUGUGAUUCUGAUAACCGUGUUACCCGACUAGACCUUGGAAAUACAAAUCUGUCUGGCAGUCUGGUGCCUGACUUGGGGAAGCUUGAGCGCCUUCAGUAUCUGGAAUUGUACAUGAACAACUUAGUGGGUCCUGUACCAAAGGAACUUGGAGGAUUGAAGAGCCUCGUUAGCUUGGAUCUUUAUCACAAUAACCUCACUGGCAACAUCCCUCCUUCCCUCUCCAAACUCUCAAAUCUCAAAUUUUUGCGACUGAAUGGCAAUAGAUUGAGUGGAAGGAUUCCCAGGGAACUUACUAAACUUGGAAAUCUCAAGAUCCUUGACGUGUCGAACAACGAUUUGUAUGGUACAAUUCCAACCAUCGGCUCCUUCACUAAGUUAUCAGAAGAAAGUUUCAAGAAUAACCCAAGACUGGAAGGACCAGAACUGAUGGGAUUUGUGAGAUAUGAAAUUGGAGGAAACCGUAAAUGAUGUGCUUAAAAGCAACAAGGGGCAACAAAGCGUUGCUAAUUAUUACAUCUAUCUAAAAGGUCCUUUUUUAAGGAAAGGCUUUAUGGGUUUACUUUUUAGGGGGAAAAAAGAAAAUUAAAAGUUACGUAGCAAAUCACUUAUAAAAGACGAAUUACCCAGCAAAUCAAAUCAGGAUCAGUCAUGUUAGUAAGAACAGUGAAAUCAUCUGCAUGUUCGCAAUCAAUCGUCAACCACUUUAGAAGGCAUUUUUCGAAACAGUUGUUGCUGCGGAGAUACGGUCGUUUUCAGGAUAGUGUAUUUUUAUACAUACGUAAAAUAAAGCCAUCGAAAGAUUUGAAUGAUCCUCUUUAAUAUCAAUGUAACAACUAGAUUCUAGUACAAAAACAGUUGUGUGAAGCUGAUCUGUCUCCUCUUGGUUUUUUUUUUCUUUUUUUUUUUUUUCUUUUUCCCUUGCUAUAGCAAUUUUUAUCUUGUUACUUAUUAAUAAAGAAGGGGUGUGAAGAAA
Molecule: messenger RNA, 1284 nt
Organism: Morus notabilis
Lineage: Eukaryota; Viridiplantae; Streptophyta; Magnoliopsida; Rosales; Moraceae
Product: leucine-rich repeat protein 1
Exons: 7
Coding region: 111-779 (222 amino acids)
Molecular function (GO): protein binding
Source: RefSeq, a predicted model, not a curated record